This is a messenger RNA of Umbelopsis ramanniana AG, 776 nucleotides long. RefSeq lists its product as uncharacterized. The transcript is spliced from 4 exons. Bases 224 to 673 code for a protein of 149 amino acids. Gene Ontology annotation, molecular function: zinc ion binding. The record is from RefSeq and is a predicted model, not a curated record. Lineage: Eukaryota; Fungi; Mucoromycota; Umbelopsidomycetes; Umbelopsidales; Umbelopsidaceae.
AGCGAUAAUACGGCGACAAUGGGGGCUACUGGCAGAGGUGAGAUGUACUUUGCAUAACUGAGCAAUGUGAUUCGAACCAGAGAUAACUAUGAUGUAGUGGUAGGGCGUUGCUAUGACUGAAAGUGUAUAAUCCUAUGAAAUAAAAAGAUUCGGACGCCACUGCCAGCGAGAUUUGAGAGCCGUCACUUGGUUUCCUGCAGUAGCUUCCUACAAUCAACAAACAAUGAACGGCGAAUCCUCGUCUUCGAAUGCUGCAUCCACCGCACCUGAGUCUUCUAACUUGAUGAAUGUUGGCCUUCAGGACGAGAUGGUUGGUUUUGCAGUCACUCCAAAGACCGAUUGCGAACACCUUCCCCGCACUCGACUGGUUACCGACUUGACGGACAGUAUCGUUCGCGAAGCUCUUUGCACGCACUGCGGAAAGCCCGAGACUUGGCUAUGCUUGACUUGUGGAGGUGUAUAUUGCUCAAGAUAUCAAAACAACUGCGCCAAAUUGCAUUCUACAGAAGCAGGGCACGCUAUUGCACUCUCGCUCUCGGAUCUCAGUGUUUGGUGUUAUCAAUGCGACGAAUACAUUACUUCUCCGUCACUCGACACGUUGAAGCGUCGCGUUUAUAUACUAAAGUUUGAUGCUCCACCCCCUGAGGGCAGUGAAUUAGAUGUUGGCGCUUGAAGCGUUCUAUUAAACAGAAUGUGAACAUAUUUCAUCAGGGAAGCGGUGCAGUCGGUGGUUCCCCGUGGAUUAUAAGCGGCAUCUUUCUCUAUUGAAUCAUAUU